AUGGUGUGGGUGAAACCCGAACAUUUAUUAAUGGCUCAAUCAUUUUGGAGCGUCGAAAAAUCGCUAAAAUAUUUCAAACUUCAACGAAGAAAAGGUCACGGAACUCGAGGUUUCUCAUCAAUUCUUGUCGCUACAAUCGAUUCAGUUUUUGAUACAAGACCACCGCCAUAUCGAAUUAUUUAUGAUUUUGAUAAUGAAGAUGUUCAUAUAUCAAUUGUUCUUGCCGUUGCUGUGGAAUUGAAAGAAAUUCAAGAACAUUGGGAUUAUGUUGAAAAAACGCUUAUUGUUGCAACUGAACCACUUCAACUUGAAAAAGAUGUGAGAAGAUAUGUUAUAACAAAAGUUGAAUCUUUGGUGAAUGAUUCUGAAGAAGUUAUAAAUCCGUAUACCGAAGAAUUGGAUUCAGUUUCAACGAGAAGUUGUUUAGAAAGAUUUCAUAAAAUUUUCUCAAUUCCUCCAGACGAAAAACUUGUAAAUUGUAAGUGUUUUUUUUCGUUCUAUCAAGAAGCCCCAUAAUUUCCAAUCUUCAGAUUAUAAAUGCUGUUAUUGGAAAGGUCGUGUUCCAAAUCAAGGCGACAUUUUCUUCUCUGUAAAUUUCCUCUGUUUUUACUCAUUCAUAAUGGGAAACGAGACAAAAAUCAAGCUAAAAUGGACGGAUAUCAUAAAAUUGGAGCGAGUUUCAUCGAUUUUAUUGCCUCAAAGUAUACAAGUUGUGACAAGAGAAGGAAAUAAGUAUAGUUUCUCGAUGUUUUUGAAUUUUGAAGAGACUUAUCAAUUGGCAACACAAUUGGCGAAUUUGGCGAUGAAACAAUUGAUUGAAGAAGAAGGAUUUUGUGAGGAUAGUGCGUUGAGAAGGAAAAUGUUGAUGGAAAGUGAGCAAAGAAGAACAUCAAAGACAAAAGCAUCGUUUUUGAAAAGGGAUUUGGAUGCGAGAUAUCGAAGUGAUGCUUAUAGGUUGGUCAAGUUGGGAGAGGGGUUUUUGGUUUUAA
Messenger RNA from Caenorhabditis angaria, 989 nucleotides. Lineage: Eukaryota; Metazoa; Nematoda; Chromadorea; Rhabditida; Rhabditidae. The record is from the annotation of a GenBank genome assembly.